Rhododendron vialii is the source of this 2332-nucleotide messenger RNA. RefSeq names its product delta-1-pyrroline-5-carboxylate dehydrogenase 12A1, mitochondrial-like. Gene Ontology annotation, cellular component: mitochondrion. The transcript has 16 exons. Lineage: Eukaryota; Viridiplantae; Streptophyta; Magnoliopsida; Ericales; Ericaceae. The record is from RefSeq and is a predicted model, not a curated record. Gene Ontology annotation, molecular function: L-glutamate gamma-semialdehyde dehydrogenase (NAD+) activity; aldehyde dehydrogenase (NAD+) activity. The coding region runs from base 388 to 2052 and encodes 554 amino acids.
AGUAUUACCCAGUCCACCCGAUUUUGUAGUAUCAAUCCUUAUCCCAUUUUAACUUCCCAUAACAAAAACGAGUUGUUCAUACCCUUCAUGCCCGUUCAAAAAAAAUACCCUUCAUGUAGCUCAACCAUAUGAUCAAUGAUUCAAUCAAAAUCACACAUUUUUCGUAGAAGUAUUUAAUUCUCCACCUUUGAUGGACUAGGGUACACAAAACGUAACAACCACCCACCACAGGGGAUAAAGAAUUCUCAAAGUAACGACCUUAUUGGGAAGUGAAAUGGCAGCAGCCGUAGCACUUCAGAAGAAAGAGAAAGAGAGCCCUUCACUGAUUGAACAUUCUUAAAUCAAGAAAGCGUUUACUGGGUUUUGAUCAAAUUCCAUUUGAAAAGUAUGUAUAGAUUAAGAGUUUGCAGAGAGAUGAGAGCAGUUGCUCCCCGAAAGGCUUUGAACUGGUUCAAUUCUUUCAAUUCAUCAAGAUCCAUUAAUUCAUUAUCGUUUGCGACUGUAAAUGCAGAAGAGGUUUCAGGUUCCCAACCUGCUGAAGUACACAACUUGGUGCAGGGAAAAUGGACAGGAUCCUCAAACUUGAAUACAAUUCCGGAUCCUUUAAAUGGCGAGUCAUUCAUUAAAGUUACCGAAAUGGAUGAAACAUGCAUCCGGCCAUUUGUGGAGAGCUUAACCAAGUGCCCCAAACAUGGUCUACACAAUCCAUUUAAAUCACCAGAGAGGUAUUUGAUGCUUGGAGACGUAUCUAUGAAGGCAGCUCAAAUGCUUUCCUUGCCAAAGGUUUCGGAGUUCUUCAGUAGGUUGAUACAAAGAGUCUCUCCAAAGAGCUACCAACAGGCUUUUGGGGAAGUUUAUGUUACUCGAAAAUUUCUAGAAAAUUUCUGUGGUGAUCAGGUUCGUUUCUUGGCUCGGUCUUUUGCAGUACCUGGGAAUCAUCUUGGGCAGCAAAGUCAUGGUUUUCGUUGGCCUUAUGGUCCCGUGGCAAUAAUUACACCAUUCAAUUUUCCUCUAGAGAUUCCUGUUCUCCAGGUGAUGGGUGCCUUAUAUAUGGGAAACAAACCCGUUCUUAAAGUUGAUAGCAAGGUAUGCAUUGUUAUGGAACAAAUGCUUCGGUUGCUACAUGAUUGUGGGUUACCAGUGGAGGAUGUUGACUUCAUUAAUGCUGAUGGGAGAACAAUGAACAAGCUAUUGUUGGAGGCAAAUCCACGCAUGACUCUCUUUACUGGUAGCUCACGAGUAGCAGAAAAGUUGGCUGUUGACUUAAAGGGCCGUGUUAAAUUGGAAGAUGCUGGGUUCGAUUGGAAGAUCUUGGGGCCUGAUGUCGAGGAGGUGGAUUACGUAGCAUGGGUGUGUGACCAAGAUUCAUAUGCAUGUAGUGGUCAAAAGUGCUCGGCUCAAUCAAUGCUGUUUAUGCAUGAGAACUGGUCUAAGAGUACUCUGUUACGUCAAAUGAAUGAUCUUGCUACAAGAAGGAAAUUAGAGGAUUUAACUGUCGGCCCCGUUCUGACAUUUACAACAGAAGCAAUGUUAGAGCACGUGAAUAAAUUGCUUCGGAUAUCAGGAUCAAAGCUACUCUUUGGCGGCGAAGCUUUAGAAAAGCAUUCUAUUCCUCCAAUAUACGGUGCGAUAAAGCCAACUGCUAUCUUUGUCCCACUGGAAGAAAUAUUGAAGGAAAGCAAUUUUGAACUUGUAACAAAAGAGAUUUUUGGACCAUUCCAGAUUGUGACUGAAUAUAAGGAUCACCAGCUUCCAAUGGUAUUGGAUGCCCUUGAAAAGAUGCACGCACAUUUAACGGCGGCCGUGGUGUCAAAUGAUCCACUGUUUCUGCAGGAAGUUAUCGGAAAAUCAGUUAACGGAACAACUUAUGCUGGAUUGAGAGCUAGAACAACAGGGGCUCCUCAAAAUCACUGGUUUGGGCCAGCUGGAGAUCCAAGGGGAGCAGGAAUAGGGACUCCUGAGGCAAUAAAGCUUGUUUGGUCAUGCCACAGAGAAAUCAUAUAUGAUUUUGGCCCCUUGCCACAGAACUGGGAAACCCCUGCUGCUACCUAGGUAGUCACAUUGAUGAAGAGAAAAGGAGAAGGAAGUUUUGUUUGAGGUGUCCAGUUAUUUUAAAUGUUGGUUUUGUUUUAUUUUUCUUUAGGUUUAUUCUUUCGAAUGAGUAGUUUACUCCACGAGCCUGAGCCUAUUUGUGCUGGAGCUUUUUUUCAGCUUUUAGGGUUGCUAGGAGAAGUGAAAUAAGGUGAUUGUUUAAACACUAUUGCAGACUUUGUUUCUAGGGAAUUUCAGUUCAAAUGGGAAGUUUGCAAUUGCAGAAAAUUAGCCACUGAAA